This is a messenger RNA of Rotaria sp. Silwood1, 405 nucleotides long. NCBI's taxonomy places the organism in Eukaryota, Metazoa, Rotifera, Eurotatoria, Philodinida, Philodinidae. The record is from the annotation of a GenBank genome assembly.
AUGAAAUUACGUAUUGUUGAAUCUCAGACUGAAUUUUUAACACGUCAAGCUCGUCUUAAAACAAUGAAAAAAGGACAAAUAUUUAUGACUAGUGAAAGUCGUCCCGGUGCUAAAAAAACUAAAAAUCGUUUAAUGUAUUGGCAAUUACUUGAUUAUGAAAAACAUGUACAAUGUAGUGAAUCACCAACAACAACUAUUAAAGAAAAUAAUACAAGAGACACUUCAACAAGAAAUCUUAUUAGAACAAUGAUUUUCGUUGAAAAUAUCAAAGAAGUUCAAUGUAAUAUUGAUCAAGUACGUUCCGGUAAUUUUAAAAGUCAAGAACGUGUUUCAAAACUUACUCGUCAUAGUAAUGCACAUACAAAUCUAACGAUUAUUCUUCAAAAUGAUACAACAUAUACAUAA